Tachysurus vachellii is the source of this 1887-nucleotide messenger RNA. Its product is annotated as tripartite motif-containing protein 16-like protein. The transcript is spliced from 6 exons. Gene Ontology annotation, molecular function: protein binding; zinc ion binding. Bases 127 to 1725 code for a protein of 532 amino acids. Lineage: Eukaryota; Metazoa; Chordata; Actinopteri; Siluriformes; Bagridae. The record is from RefSeq and is a predicted model, not a curated record.
GUAACAGAACAAACAAUUGUGUAUACCGGUUUGGCAGCACUGAGAAGGGUGUAUGACAGUUUCAGUCUGUAUUUUGCCUCUCAGAGGAGACAGGAAACUUCAACAGUUAUAGUGAAAAAUAGGAACAUGGCAGAAACCAUUUCACAGGAAAAAAUCCCAGCCAGCAUUGUUCAGCCUGGAGACAUGGAGAGGGUCCUACCAGAUAGCAAAGAAGUCUCAAAUGUUGAAGUCAACAACAAAGAAGCUGUAAAGAGUACAUCUCAACUGUCUGGUGAUCCAGAGCCAGAGGAGGUAAUGUGUGAUUCAUGUAUUGAGAAACCUCUCAAGGCGUCCAAAUCCUGCCUGACCUGCAUGGUGUCCUACUGUGAGGAGCACCUGAGGCCUCAUCUAGAGAACAGCAAAUUCCAGAGACAUAAGUUAGUGGAGCCUCAGCUGGACAUGGAGCAGCGCACAUGUGAACAUCACCAGCUGGAACUGCAGAUGUACUGUAUGAAGGACAACUGCUGUAUUUGUCCACAAUGCGAGGCAGAAGGACACCAAGGGCACAAUGUCACACCAGUAGAUGAGGCACGCAAACAUAUCGAGGGCGAGCUACAACAAAAACACAAAGAAAUGCAGAAGACUUUAACAGCUGCUGAACAGGCCAUUAACAGGCUACAAAACAACUCCACAUCCAUUGCAACCUCAGUACUUGGGGUUCAGGCUGAAAUUGAGAAGCAGUUCUCAAUCCUUCAAAGCGCGAUUGAUGAUGCCCAAAAGAAAGCUUUAGACCUUCUGGAUGGGGAACACAAGCAGGCCCUGAGUCAGGCAGAGAGUAUCCAUAGCCACCUGAAGCAGAAGAUGCUUGAACUGAAGAAGACCACAGCUCAAGUGGAGCGAUUUUCCAAGAAUAAGAAUCAUGUCGAUUUUUUACAGGAUUACUCAGAGUGGAAAAAGGACUCUGUGGAUGUGUGCUUACCCGGUAUUUACAUCAGCCUCAUAGACCGACUAACCACUUUUAGUCACAUUGUUAAAGAAUCAACACAGGCCUUGUGUGAUCUGCUGCUGUCAACCUACCAUGUUCAACUCAAUGAACUUUGUAAAAGUGACACACUGGGCAUUAAGACGUUGGUACAACCGAGUUCGCCAAUCAAGCGGCAAGCGUUCGCCCCUGAGCCUGUGGAUAGAGAUGACUUUCUUAAAUAUGCCACCAACCUGAGUUUCAAUCCUGACACCACACACAAGUUCCUGAGACUCACCGAAGACAACAGAAAAGCCAGCAACACCACACCCUGGCAACACAAUUACCCUGACAUGCCCGAGCGGUUUGAGCACUGGCGACAGGUGAUGACAUCAGAGAGCCUUUAUAUGGGCCGCCAUUACUUUGAGGUCGAUCUGAGCGGAGAGGGCACUUACAUGGGCCUCACAUACAAAAGCAUUGAUCGCAAAGGUCAAGAAAGCAGCAGCUGUAUCACAGGCAAUGACUUUUCAUGGAGCAUUGGACGAGAAAGCCAUGGCUUCUCAGCUUGGCAUUCUGGUGUAGAAACCUCUCUAGAAGUAGAGACUUUCCAAAGGAUUGGAUGCUACAUAGACUAUGAAAAGGGUCUGCUGGCCUAUUAUGGUAUAGCUAAGACAAUGAAACUUCUUAUGACAUAUACUGUUAGCUUCCGGGAGCCGUUAUAUCUUGUCUUCUGGCUCUCCAAGAAGGACAAUACAGUUGUUCUAGUUAAGCCAGGAUCAAGUUGAGACUUACAAUGAUAAACUAUUUCAAAUGAUUUUGAAUUAGUGCUACAAUGUUGUGAAUGAUACAUCCAGAGAUGAAACAUAUAGAGAUGUAUUUAUUUUUAAACUUUAUUUCAUGUGAUUUAUUUUAAAAUCUUAAUAAACAUUCAAUUUUUCUUGCCAUAA